CUGUGGGCAUUAUAAUCCCAGUCGAAGUCUGAUUGUUCGCAUGUCGUUCUACGAUGUGAUGUUGCAUGCGCCUUUGUCCUACCGCUGCCUGUCUCCCUCGGCCGACUGUAGCUAUAUUCACUCAUCUAUGUUCUCUGAAUACCAUGCUGUAGGAAAUCGUCUAUAAUACAAAGUGUCUAAGAAUUCGUCUGUGAGAGUUGUGUGUUCGAGGACACAACGCCAAGUGGCCCUUUAGUCGUCGCUUACUUUGCCCGCCUUUCUCUAGCAGGACCGGGCAGUCACUGUUUGCGAGGAAUUGCAGUUGGAGAGUAUUUUCGUGCAGUCAACAACGAUGGAAAAAUCGUGCACCAGCAGCGCCAGAGCACUGAAAGUCAACGCUGUACAAACGAUGGGUAAGACUGUGCUACAGCGAUACCGAACACAGCCUAUGGUACUACGGUAGAAAGUCGUGCCCCAGCUGCGUCGAGCGGAGAAAUGCACGCGAUCCUUAUAGCAGCAGUCGAAGCUGAGAUCGACUGUACUCUAUUUUCACAGGCAAAGUGCAUAGUAAACCGAGUCUAGCAUCGGGUAAGCAUGAAUAGCAUAGUAAAUACAGAAAUGCAAAGACGGAGGAAAGUCGCAAAGGGGGUAAUGCCGAAUGAGAGGGUGAAUUACGGGAAAAUUCGAUUACUCUGCCGGGAAUUGCGGUCGGCUGCAGUUGCUGCUGCCGCCAGAAAAAGAAGACAAGAUUGUUUGGUGGAAAAGCCAACAAAGGCAUAGUGUAGCACCGUGAUAGAGAAGGAAAGAGUGGCGAUGCUUAAGAUAACCACUACACAUCCCAGAUAAAGCGAAACGAGCAGUUCCCUAUUGUGAGAUGCAGAAAGCUGAGCUUGACGCGAACCGCAAAGAGUGGCUGAACUGAUAGUGCCAUGGUGGCUAGAAGACACAAUGAUGAAGGCAGUGAUUGGAUAAGAAAGAGAGGAGCAGAAUUCAAGGAACUAGGGCAAAGCAAGACGAAAGCAAUACUGGACUAGGCGGGGGUGGGCUGGGGCGCUGUUGUUGAUGGCCGCUACUAGCCGUGGUAUGUUGAUACGGUACAUGGACAUCGACUUCAGGUUUCCGGUCCGCUUCUCUGGUAUCCUACUGUCGAAAAUUAUGCCAAAGCGUGAAGAAUGACGCGCGUCGACGAGCCCUCGAGCUUUCGUCGCCCCCGGCUCCAAGCCGUCCAGUUCGUCAACACCUCGACCACGACGAACACAAAGAAAGUGGGGCUACCGACGAGAUCAAUAAGCGCGACGAUGAUUCCCGCGAUUCGCUUGACGGUUCGGCGUCGAAGCGCCGCGGCUUCCCACCUGAAAUCGCCAUGGCGACGGCGUCACCGUCCCUGGUCACCGCUCGAACAGCUGUUCAGUCUAGUGUUGCUGAGUGUUUUGGUAGUGCAAAUAGCGCCUGCCGUACGCUUAAUUGGCAGCGGUCCUGGAAGCAAUGGGAGACGCAGCACCGGCGCCAUCUCUAGCGGCAGCAUCGGCGUUAGUGAAUUUCGGUUACCGGGCAAUCAUUCAGUCAACUUGACGCACAUUAUCGUCAAUCCGACGACAGGUCACCUGUUCGCCGGUGCAACAAACGUCAUUAUGGAGUUUAAUGAAAAUCUAACGCUGGUUCGGAGCGUUGCCACUGGUCCGGAAUGGGACCACGAGCAUUGUCCGCCCACGAAUUGCAACGGCACAGGGUACAAGACUCGGCCGACAAACACGAUCAACAAAGUCUUACUCAUUGAUGAAGAGAGCCGUAAACUGAUCGUAUGCGGGAGUACGCACCAGGGCGCCUGUCAGCGUAUGGAGCUGAGCGACAUUACGGACAAGGAGCCUAUCGUGCCGAUUCCGGUGGCAACAAACGAUGAAAAUUCGUCUUCGUUCGCUAUGAUUGGCCCGGCGAAAUAUGGUGACGUUCAACAACGAAUGCUUUACGUGGCGACGACGCGGACCCGCUACGGAACCUAUAGUGACAUCCGGCCGGCGAUUUCCGGUCGAAGUCUCGAGCAGGGCGAUUUGUUCAGCAUUCUCGAGCAUUCAUUCUCGACCAUUGCACGCGUGGAUCUUGGCACAACUGUCAAAGACUAUUACCUCGUCAGUUACGUGUACGGAUUUCACACUGAUGAUUAUGUCUAUUUUGCCACCGUUCAGAUGCGAAGUCAUUUGCUACAGCUGCAGGAGUUGGGGUACAAUUCACGGUUAGCUCGGUUAUGCGCUGGGGACCCGUCGUUCAAUACCUACACCGAGAUCAGCCUUGUUUGCAAGGGCGCAGACGGCACGGAUUACAAUUUGCUUCAGGACGCCACCGUUGUCGAGGCCGGGUCCGACCUUGCACGGUCGCUCGGUCUGAGGGAUGAGCGUCGAAUCUUUGUGGGCGCGUUUGCUCAGAGCGUCGAUCAUACGACAAAAGUUAGCGGCCGCUCCGCGAUCUGUAUCUAUCCGCUGCGACAGAUCGAGAAGAUGUUUACCGAGAAUAUUCACAUGUGCUACAACGGCACCGUGGCGACAAGGAACAUGGACUACGUAGCCGGCAGUCUGGCCGACUGUCCUGCUCCCGGGAAAAGCGGCAACGUGUACAGCUUCUGUAACGAGACGCUUAAAGUUAACGGCAGCGCGCCGAUCCGGGCUCAGGCCGCCGCUACGUGGACUGGCGUAACGCUAACGGCCGUUGUCGUGACAGUCACGCAACAGCACAGCGUCGCCUUCCUCGGAACAAAUCACGGAACCGUCAAAAAGGUCUUACUAUCAGCGGAGGGCAUCGGAGAAGAGUUCGAGGAGGUCGAAGUAGAUCAUCCCCAUUCAAUCCUCGCCGACAUGAUGUUAAGCAUCCACGGUGACUUCGUUUACGCCGCAUCGCCUUAUAAGAUUUCCAAACUUAAGGUAGCUGAAUGCGAACGUCACGACACAUGUAGCGCCUGCCUCCAAGCCCGAAAUCCUUACUGUGGUUGGUGUUCCCUCGAGAAAAGAUGUGCGGUUAAAUCAGCCUGUCAUAAUUCGACCGAGGACGACCGCUUGUACGCUACUCGAUGGCUUUCGCUGGAUUCGCAGCAGUGCAUCGAUUUCCAGUGGAUCCGUCCGGAGCAGCUGGCGGUUUCCGCUCAGUCCUCAAUCGAGAUCUCGAUCAACCAGCUUCCGAAGCUUCCAAAGGGCGCACGGUACAUCUGCGUGUUCGGCACCGUGAAAAAGGUGCCAAUAAGUGCUCACGAGACGCCAAGUGGGCUAAUGUGCGCCGCCCCCCCAGUGCACGAAAGACCUAGAGUUCCCGUAGGCGUGGAUUCCGUUGAUACCCUACUGGCAAUCCGCUCGUCAGAAACUAACAAGGACUUUCUCCAGCGUCCCUUUACCUUUUAUGAUUGUUCCGCGCACAAGACGUGCGCAUCUUGCGUGACCUCGAAGUUCUCCUGCAACUGGUGCUUUUCCGAUAAUAAGUGCUCUUCCGAUUCAUCGUCAUGUUCAAAAACGGUCAUCUUCGGCGAGAAUAACCCAAUUGACACGCUCAUGAACAAGGGUCGUGGAUACUGCCCUUCGUUCGAGGUGAAUAACUCGAUUCUGCUCGCUGACGGAACGAGGUCUGAAGUGACCGUUGAAGUACGUAACCUCCCCAGCCCAGCUGACAACUUUCAGUGUCUGAUCGACAUCGAGGGUCGUCAGACGAAGGUGUCGGCGUCUGUUCGUCAGAGCCGGGUUAUCUGCGGGGAAACCGAAUACUCAUAUCGAGAAGCUCGUGGUGAGACGGCCGCCCAACUAACCGUUCUCUGGAAUAGGGACACAUUUAUCGGACGUACGAACGUCACGUUGUAUAAAUGUUCGCUGCUAGGCUCACACGGCGGCCGGGGCGACUGCUCGCUUUGUGCCUCCCGUGAUCCGAAGUACGAGUGCACCUGGUGUAGCGGCCACUGCACCUAUGGACCGACGUGCAACGAACCCGUGCAGAUGACCUGUCCCCCACCGCGAAUCGACUGGAUUCAUCCGCUGAGCGGGCCGGUCCAGGGUGGAACACUUUUGACGAUCGAAGGCAGCAAUUUGGGCACUACCCGAGAAGAAAUCGAAGAUAAGAUCACCGUUGGCGGAGUUCCAUGCCGCGUUGUUGAUUACUCUGUUUCCGUGAAGGUGACGUGCGUAACAGGUCCCUCCGAGGUAUCUCAUGUCGCUGACGUAGUGAUUGGAAAUCGCGCCGGACUCAGUUCUGCUAAGGAGAAGUUUCUGUACAAAGAGAUCACGCUGGAGGAGGUCACCCCAAAGAUCGGACCAAUGUCUGGCGGGACCCGACUGUACAUUUCCGGACAGAACCUUAACAUCGGGUCAAACGUUGAAGUAUACCUGGACAAACUGCCGUGUAUCGUCGACAAGACUCUUGCGUCCAACUCGCAACUUUCUUGCACAACAACUAAAUCGACAAUACCCUAUAACGUCUCAGUGCUGACACUAAAAAUCGAUAAUUCUACCCAAACGCUUGGCUACCCUUACAUCUAUGUUGCCGAUCCAGUCAUUUUUGAUAUUGCGCCAAAGAAAAGCUUUGUAUCAGGUGGCCGACGGAUUAAAGUGACUGGCAAUCAUUUCAACGCCAUUGUCGCCCCCAAAAUCGCCGUAUUCUACGGUGACAACAUCAUCAAUGAGACAUCCUGUGAAGUCGAGGAUAACCAGCACAUGUUUUGCCUGUCGCCGCCGGUAAACUCGGAGAUCCAAGUGGCUCGACCAGCCGCCCGUCGUCGCGUCGAUUCCGAUGUGAUGCACGAGGAGUGGCGGUUUAAAAUCGGUUUCCUUAUGGACAACGUUGCUGCAGUUCGCGAUCUGACGACAAAUUUUCCUGACCUGAUCUCAGACAUGGUUUAUGUUCCCGAUCCGAGGUUCUACCAGUUCGACACCGCCGGUCACGUUAAGUUGUACAAAGGCGAGUCGCUCGUUAUAGAAGGGAUGAACAUCCGCGCAGCGCUUCGUGACGAGGCCGAGAUCUCAGUGGCGAUCGGGGAUGAACGUUGCAACAUUACGUCGAUAGCAAAUAAUCAGUUGGUCUGCCUUCCGCCAAGUGAACAGCCUCAGGCGUACAAUAAUUUCUGGCAUGGCAAGGAGGCUCGCAGUGAUCUGCCCCUCGUUGUCGUCCACAUCGGGCCCAACCUACACUAUAUUAUCGGCUAUUUGAGGUAUGAGUUCUCGAAACGGGGAGAUCUACCAAGUGAGGCAGUGGCCGCCAUUGCCGGCAUCGGCAUUGUGUUAACCUUGGUAUCGCUUUUUGUGAUAGUAUUGCUACGUCACAAGUCGACUCAGGCCGAGCGCGAGUAUAAACGGAUCCAGCUUCAGAUGGACGAUCUCGAAAAAUCUGUUCGGAUUGAGUGCAAACAAGCAUUCGCUGAGCUGCAAACCGAUAUGACCGAUCUGACGAACGAUCUAUAUACGAUGGGAGUCCCCACGUUGGAACAUCGUGCCUACGUAAUGAAAGUGUUCUUUCCGGGGGUAAUCGAUCAUCCGCUCACGCGUGACAACAAGCUGAAGAAUAACGGCUAUUAUAACAACUAUGAAGUGGCAAUGACGCAGUUCCAUCAGCUGCUGCUCAAUAAGAGCUUCCUCAUCAACUUCAUCAACACGUUGGAAAAUCAGGCGAGCUUCACGAUCCGUGAUCGGGUUAAUGUCGCCUCACUGCUGAUGGUGAUUUUCAUGAACAAGCUUGAGUAUGGCACUGACAUUCUGCGUACACUGCUACUUCAGCUAAUUGAGCGGUCGGCUUCAUCCAAACACCCCCAGUUGAUGUUGCGGAGAACGGAAUCAGUGGUUGAGAAGAUGCUUACGAACUGGCUAGCCAUUUCUAUGUAUGACUACCUGAAGGAUUCUGCCGGCUCAUCACUGUUUCUGCUCUUUAGCGCCAUCAAGCAUCAGAUAGAAAAGGGCCCUGUGGAUGCGAUCACCCACGACGCACGCUACUCCCUAUUCGAAGCUAGGCUACUGCGGGAACAGGUCGAUUAUGCCAUGGUUACGAUCCACGUAGUCCAGGAAGAGCAGGGAGACAAGGUCGUGUGCCGGGUGAAUGACUGCGAUACGAUCUCGCAGGUCAAAUGCAAGGUGCUCGAUGCGCUGUACAAGAAUACAGCGCACUCACUGAGGCCCAACGUGCUCGACGUCGAUCUGGAGUGGCGUCAUGGACGAGGUGGACAUCUGAUCCUACAGGACGAGGAUCUUACCACAAAAACAUUGAACGGCUGGCGACGACUGAACACCCUGCGACAUUAUGGCAUUAAAGACUUCGCCGUAAUGAGCCUCGUCAGCAAACAAAACGAUAACUUUAACAAUUACAGCGGCGACAUGACGUUAAACUCGAUGACAAAUAUUGUCCUAUCAAACAAUCAGCACAAUACCAUGCAGAACGUCUACGCUACAAUUAAGUCAACACACGGCGGCAGUCACACGUCGUCAUCGGCACAAUCAGAUAUGGAGAACGGCCUUAAGUUUUGGCACCUCGUGAAGAACGACGAUGAUAAGAAGAAUGACCAGGCGUAUACAAAAGCCAUUCCGGAAAUCUUUCUCACGCGCCUGUUGUCAACUAAAGGUACAAUCCAGAAGUACGUGGACGAUUUCUUUACAACAAUUUUAUCCGCGAAUGAAGCGCUCCCGCCCGCCAUUAAAUGGCUGUUUGAUCUGCUUGAUGAAGCUUCGAUGCUACAUGGUAUUACCGAUUCGGAAGUACCUCAUGCAUGGAAGUCUAAUUGUCUUCCGCUGCGGUUCUGGGUGAACUUUAUUAAGAACCCGGAUUUCAUACUCGACGUGAACAAGACGCCAAUCGUCGAUAGCUGCCUGUCGGUGAUCGCCCAAACCCUAAUGGACUCCUGCUCGCUGACUGAACAUCGUUUGGGUAAGGACUCCCCGUCGAAUAAACUGCUCUUCGCUAAAGACAUCCCACGCUACCGGAAGAAAGUCUGUGACUUUUAUCAUUGUCUAGCAAUGAUGCCCACAGUCACCGAUCAAGAUCUCUGCGUCCAUUUGCAACAGCUAAGUCUGCAAUACGGCGGCGAGUUCGACGCCAGCGUGGCCGUCAAAGAACUUUACGUGUACGCGGCUAAGUAUCGUGAGCACGUUUUGCUUUCCCUUGACAAUGACCCACAGUGCCACACGAUGCAUCUUGCCCAUAAGCUGCAUAAUGUCGCCUGCACGAUGGAAGGCCAACCGACUUCGGUCUGUUGAAACGUAGUUAAUCAGUGAGAAUUCCAGUCUAAUUCCAUCCAGCUAAAUUAGAAACAGCUGGAAACGGGGGGAGUCACCGGAAAAAGUAACUCAAAGGUAGCAACGGUAUCAUGAUAAAGAGAGGGAUAUACCGACGUAGCUCAACAUCGAUUCAGAGUAAUGAUACAUACAAUGAGAUGAAAAUCGCUAAAAAGAAAUCAAUCUAUCAUUUUCUCUAUGUAUGUGAGAAGAUCGAAGCGGAGACAACCAACAUGCCCUGUACAUAAUAAUCUUGAACUCUGUACAUAGCAAAAUAGCGAUAAAAAUAAAUAUAGGGUGAUGAUGUCGAUGAUUUUAGUGAUGAACCGGCAAUGAUGAACGAAUGCGGUGCAUGUAGAUAUAUACAUAUGGAAAAUACACUAGUACUAUCGGACGGACAGAGCGAGAUAUGAAGGCCUGAGUUCAGUCGAACGGACGGCUAAGGAAACUCAAGUGACAAUGCUAGAACCCAAAUGCCACUAAACGGUACCGUGUUGGCUAAAUGCACAGAAGGAACCCAAGCAGAGAUGUCGUCUGCAUGAUGCAGAUGUCAUAUUUGUUGUUAACAGGGAAACAGAAAUAGGAGAAAAGAUGUAUAAGUUAAACCAGAUAAAUCUAUCUAUGGUAUCCUGAAAGCAACAUUGACAUAGCGCUGAGGUUAAAUGAAAGGAGUUGACAAAUGACAACUUCCAUGGACGCUUUGUUGUACCACACAAUGUAAACUCGAAUAUGUAUAUGUGUACGUCUCUUUCUGAUCAGGAAGGAAAAAAUCUUAUGGAGAGUAAAAACUUAUGCAGUUCGAAGUUUUUAAGGUGUGUAGUAUAGAAACUACACGAAGUAUCAGAGCAUAUAUAUAUAUAUAUAUAUAUAUAUAUAUAUAUAUAUAUAUAAAGCGAGAGACGGCUCCGGAGAAGCAGGGUGCCGGUGAAGCGGAUCCGAUGUCUGAGCGUUUAGGGCAGAUCAGGAAGGCUGCACAUACAGGACGACAAAUGAUAUGGAGCUGGCUUAUAUAAUGACACCGAAAUCGCUAGAUACGCGGAUCCCAGUCCGGCUAAGCUUUAUCGAUUUUUAUUCGUCAGCUAAAUACAACUUCGUCGUUGUAGUUCCCGAACGUUUGAAAACGCUUGCAAAACUGGUAACCCAACAGAACCAGACAAAACAGCAAAUGAGAGUAAAUGAUAGACGAACUUUAGAGGUUAGCAAAUAGUUAUAAAGCAAAACGAUAAAGACAAAGGUUAUUCCAGCCCUGCGGUGAACAACUUAUGACGUUUGGCUGUUGGACUAAGAUCGAGUUUUUACCAGCACCGUUGUGCUGCGAUAACUUGAGACGUUACUACGAGCCAAAGGCGGUAGAAUUGGUAUGAUAACUGUUGUCUCAAGCAUUGUGUGCCUAUGGGCCUUGGCCCACCAAGUCACUAUCCUAUCACAAAUGGCGUGAUCAAGAUCCUAACUAUGAAUAUGAUGACAGGCCGAUGGUGAUAAGAGCGCUUUAGAGCGCAGAUGAUGACAAAUAAAGGUCACGAUGGUAAGUCGGUGCUUAGUCGUUUUCAUGGGCGAACCACUCGAAACAGACCAAUGGUUAACUAUUCAAUUGAAAAUCACUACAUGUUCGCUAAUUUAUUCAUUUAAUACAGAAGAGAAAAUUACUGAUUCUUUGUGAAUUUGGUAAGGAAAUUUAGCAGAAUAUCUAUAUAAUUAACUAGCCAAUAAGGAUAAACUGUUCUACAUACGUGCUGCUAAAAGACAAUAUAAUAGUCCACGGCACCUUGGUACUACUAUGCUUAAUUUUUAAUAUAUAGCUGCCGCGUAAAAAACAAAUGUUUGUUUUGUCAGUCGGAUUAACUCGAAAGAAAUCAGGUUAGAAAAUGGCGACGGAACAACGGGACUUUCGGGGACGACCUUUAAGCGUUGAGGUGUAAAUAGGAAACGGACGGCUUGUAAAUAAGAAAAAUCACAAAGAAGAAUUAAAUAUGUGUAGAUGAAAAAUGAGAGGAUGGCUGAACGUUGUUUCGAGCAGUAGAACAGAAAAAAAUGAUGAUACUAAUGCUAUUAAUAUUGAUAAUAAAAUUGACAACUGGAAUAAAGCAAGAACAAAAGCCAUAGUCGCACCUUCUGCGUCUCGCUGACCCCAUUGUACUUAGAAUGGCAGAAAGUAGGCGUCAGAAAAGCAGAGUUAUUGUUAGGUUAUCAUAGACGCUUCGGAACCAUCUAAAAUUAUCCACACGAAAACGUGCCGUUACGCAAGUCGAACGCGAUACAAUCGCAGGUGACGGUCACACUAUUACUACACUAUAAAAUUCGGGCGGUGAGGCACGUCAAGUAGACGCGAUCAAGGCGGCUGUUCAUAGAGGCAGUGUAAAAUAUUUAACUUAUUGUAAAAAAAAAACAGAAUGAAAACGAAGGGAUAACAGCGGGGAGCGUUGGUAGCCUCCUGGCCUAUUGCAACAACAAAUUAUUGCUAAGAAACGAGAUACGGAAGCAAGCCUAAACAGAAACAGCCAACAAAUUACCGUAAUACGGAUUUAUUUACGAUACAUAGGUGUGUGCAAAAGAGAUAAGCCUGAUAGUGCGAAGAAGUUGAAAUAUAAUCAUACGUAUGUGGAAGAAAAACACAGCUGGAGCCAGGAAAACGCGUGAGCUUUGUAAUUUAUAAAAAAUAGGCAAGAAUCAGAAUCGAGUUAAUGAAGAGAAAAUAAAAAUGGUGGAAACUAAUUAGAAGCAGCAAUCGAGGCGGACAAAAUCGAGUGAAUAAAUGGACAUUCAA
Messenger RNA from Varroa destructor (honeybee mite), 9963 nucleotides. It is a transcript of the gene PlexB, whose product is annotated as plexin B. Gene Ontology annotation, biological process: positive regulation of axonogenesis; semaphorin-plexin signaling pathway; sensory neuron axon guidance. Lineage: Eukaryota; Metazoa; Arthropoda; Arachnida; Mesostigmata; Varroidae. The record is from RefSeq and is a predicted model, not a curated record. Gene Ontology annotation, molecular function: semaphorin receptor activity; protein binding. Gene Ontology annotation, cellular component: semaphorin receptor complex; plasma membrane.